AUGUCUACAGUCGGAACUCUAGUAUUCUGCAGCGACUGUGGUAACCUCCUCGACUCCGUCACCGGCACUGACAGGCUCGAAUGCGAAAUGUGCGGCACCGUUACCAAAGACCCCGGUAACAAAACAGUUACAACUCAGUCUGCACCUUCUGCAUUCCCGUCAGCGCUCCGGUUGAAGAAGAGUGCGGUUCAAAGUUUAGCUACAGAAGAUAUACAGACAGAAGCAGAGAUCAAACAGAUCUGCCCCGAAUGUGGGAGGGAAAAGAUGUGGUUCUAUACGCUACAGCUCCGAAGUGCGGAUGAAGGUGCUACGGUAUUUUACCGGUGUGAAUGUGGCUAUAGAUUCAAUACCAAUAACUAA
Molecule: messenger RNA, 360 nt
Organism: Morchella importuna
Lineage: Eukaryota; Fungi; Ascomycota; Pezizomycetes; Pezizales; Morchellaceae
Exons: 3
Coding region: 1-360 (119 amino acids)
Biological process (GO): DNA-templated transcription; termination of RNA polymerase I transcription
Cellular component (GO): RNA polymerase I complex
Molecular function (GO): zinc ion binding; DNA-directed RNA polymerase activity; nucleic acid binding
Source: RefSeq, a predicted model, not a curated record